GGGAGCUGGUUUUUCACAAACUCCGUCUCGCGCUCUGCACGGCGCGUUUCAAAAAAAAAAAAAAAUCUGUGCUGGGCUCCGAGUGGCUUGCUGUUCCGCCGCACAUCGGCAGGUCGCCGAGGACUAAGGAUGAAUGAGCGAGGAGCGGCGGCUUUUUGACUGGACUUAACAAUCUGUGAUGACAACGUUUAUCUGAUUUUUUUAGAGUUGCAAACUCGUGGGGCGUGAAAGCGCGGCGGUGUGUCCAUGGAAACCUCGGGGUCUUUCGUCUUUUUCACUUCGCGAGGGAUAGCUUUCCGACGUCCUCGUGUCUAACGGACCUAAUCGCGUGGUGACAUAACUGCUCCUACCCGCUUACUUCUGCUACACCAACGGCAAUUCCAACGACCACUGAUCCCGGAGUAGACCAAAAAAUUCAUACAAGACUUGGGAAGAGGCGGAACUAGCUAUCUCUCGUGUCGGCACCAUGGGACAUUCGCGGAUCGUGCCGUCGGUGUCGUGGGGCCUGCGGCAGGCGCUGAUGCUGGCGGUGCUCCUGCUGGGGGUGGAGAGCUCGGCGGAGACCGGGGACCUGACGCCGGCCCCGGAGACCAGCCCCAAGGUCGGCCGCAACCGCACGUGCGAGGGCACCUACGUGUGCAAGGCGGGCGUGAUCCUGCCCGUGUGGAAGCCCCAGGACCCCUCCUUGGGCGACAAGGUGGCGCGGGCCACCGUCUACUUCGUGGCGCUGUUCUACAUGUUCCUCGGCGUCUCCAUCAUCGCCGACCGCUUCAUGGCGUCCAUCGAGGUCAUCACGUCGCAGGAGAAGGAGAUCACCAUCAAGAAGCCCAACGGCGAGACCACCACCACCACCGUGCGCAUCUGGAACGAGACCGUGUCCAACCUCACGCUCAUGGCGCUGGGCUCGUCCGCCCCGGAGAUCCUGCUGUCCGUGGUGGAGGUGUGCGGGCACCAGUUCAACGCCGGCGACCUGGGCCCCAACACCAUCGUGGGCAGCGCCGCCUUCAACAUGUUCGUGAUCAUCGGACUCUGCGUCUACGUGGUGCCGGACGGCGAGCACCGCAAGGUCAAGCACCUCCGGGUGUUCUUCGUCACCGCCACCUGGAGCAUCUUCGCCUACACCUGGCUGUACCUGAUCCUGGCCGUCAUCACGCCGGGCGUGGUCCAGGUGUGGGAGGGCCUGCUCACUCUGUUCUUCUUCCCCAUCUGCGUGGUGUUCGCCUGGGUCGCCGACCGCCGCCUCCUCUUCUACAAGUACGUGUACAAGCGCUACCGGGCGGGAAAGCAGCGCGGCAUGAUCAUCGAGAUGGAGGGCGACCGCCCGCUCCCGCCCAAGAUCGACAUCGAGAUGGACGGCAAGAUGCUCAACUCGCACGCCGUGGACUUCCUGGACGGCACGCUGGUGCUGGAGGACAAGGACCUGGACGAGGACGAGGCGCGGCGGGAGAUGGCCAAGAUCCUGAAGGAGCUGAAGCAGAAGCACCCGGAUAAAGAGGUCGAGCAGCUGAUCGAGUUGGCCAACUACCAGGUGCUGAGCCAGCAGCAGAAGAGCCGGGCGUUCUACCGUUGCCAGGCGACGCGGCUGAUGACGGGCGCGGGGAACAUCCUGAAGAAGCACGCGGCGGACCAGGCGCGCAAGGCCGUGAGCAUGCACGAGGUGCGCACCGACGGGGGCGAGAACGACCCCGUCUCCAAGGUGUUCUUCGACCCCGGCUCCUACCAGUGCCUGGAGAACUGCGGCACGGUGGCGGUGAACGUGGUGCGCCGGGGCGGCGACCUCACCAACACGGUCUCCGUGGAGUUCCGCACGGAGGACGGCACGGCCAACGCCGGCUCCGACUACGAGUUCACGGAGGGCACGGUGGUGUUCAAGCCCGGCGAGACGCAGAAGGAGAUCCGCGUGGGCAUCAUCGACGACGACAUCUUCGAGGAGGACGAGAACUUCCUCAUCCACCUCUGCAACGUGCGCGUGCUGUCGCACGCCGCGGCCGAGGAGAACGCCAAGGAGGCCAACCACGUGGAGAGCCUGGCCUGCCUGGGCCUGCCCUCCACCGCCACCGUCACCAUCUUCGACGACGACCACGCCGGGAUCUUCACCUUGGAGGAGCCGGUGACGCACGUGAGCGAGAGCGUGGGCAUCAUGGAGGUGAAGGUGCUCCGCACGUCCGGAGCUCGAGGCGUGGUGGUCGUGCCCUACAAGACCACCGAGGGCUCGGCCAGGGGCGGCGGGGAAGACUUCGAGGACACCCACGGCGUGCUGGAGUUCCAGAACGACGAAAUCUUCAAAAUUAUAAAGAUCAAAGUGAUCGAUGACGAAGAGUACGAGAAAAACAAAACCUUCUUCCUGGAGAUCGGGGAGCCUCGCCUGGUGGAGAUGAGUGAGAAGAAAGCUGCAGGAGCCGCUGUGGAAGAGGCCGAAGAGGAGGAGGCCCUCUCGGGGAAGGACGAGGAAGAGCGACGCAUCGCUGAAAUGGGCCGUCCGAUGCUGGGGGAGCACGUCAAAAUGGAGGUGGUCAUCGAGGAGUCCUACGAGUUUAAGAACACGGUGGAUAAGCUCAUAAAGAAGACCAACCUGGCCCUGCUGGUGGGGACGAACAGCUGGAGGGACCAGUUCAUCGAGGCCAUCACAGUCAGCGCCGGUGAGGAUGACGACGACGACGAGUGCGGUGAGGAGAAGCUGCCCUCGUGCUUCGACUACGUGAUGCACUUCCUGACGGUGUUCUGGAAGGUUCUGUUCGCCUUCGUGCCGCCCACGGACUACUGGAACGGCUGGGCGUGCUUCGUGGUGUCCAUCAGCAUGAUCGGGCUGCUGACCGCCUUCAUCGGAGACCUGGCCUCCCACUUCGGCUGUACCAUCGGCCUGAAGGACUCCGUCACGGCCGUGGUGUUCGUGGCCCUGGGGACGUCUGUGCCGGACACGUUCGCCAGCAAGGUGGCGGCGAUCCAGGACCACAACGCGGACGCGUCCAUCGGCAACGUGACGGGCAGCAACGCCGUCAACGUGUUCCUGGGCAUCGGCGUGGCCUGGUCCAUCGCCGCCAUCUACCACCAGUACCACGGGCGGCCGUUCCGCGUGGACCCGGGCACGCUGGCCUUCUCCGUCACCCUCUUCACCAUCUUCGCCUUCGUGUGCGUGGGCGUGCUGAUGUACCGCCGCCGCCCCGAGAUCGGCGGGGAGCUGGGGGGCCCGCGGACUCCGAAGCUCCUCACCACCGCCCUGUUCUUCAGCCUGUGGCUCAUGUACAUCGUCUUCUCCUCCCUGGAGGCCUACUGCCACAUCAAGGGCUUCUGAGCGCCCAGCAGGGGGCGCCAGAAACACCGGGGCGGACGCGCGGAGCCGGGGGACGGCCGCCAGGGGGCGCCAGAAACGAGAUUACCACGACGAUGACAAAUUACGAUAAUGAUAAUCGCGGUGAUGGUGAAAAUGAAUUAUGCGUAAAUGAUAAUAGUAAUAACAAUAUUAAUAAUGGUAGAGUCUGAGGGGGAAAAUGAAAGCCUCAAUGUUUUUUUUGUUUUUUUAAGUCACGUUUUUUUGUAGAUUUGUAGACUUCUCAUCGACCGCCUGCCCCUCCCCCACCACCCCUCAUCCUCUUCCCCCACCUUCGGUUUUCCUUUCUUUUUUUUGUGGAAGAAUGGGUGGAAUAUUGGAGUUAUAAGUGAUGGGAGCUGGGAUUAUGGCGUUCUGCGUGGAGAAGGGGGUGUGAAGCCGGGGCGAUGGACUCCUCUUCCAGCUCAGCGCAGAACAUCCCUGACGCCUCAAAAUGGCGUUUCACAUCCACGUCGAGUACCGUUUCAUUUUUCAUUUUUUUCAGUUGCUGUCUCAUGUUCAUGAAAGACCUAACCACUGGACAUAUCUUGUGUACAUAUAUGAUUUUCUAAAAGAAAAUGAGAUUAUUUACGCCACGCCGGUUCUCCGACUCCGCGGCUGAAAACAGGCGCCGUUCGGCGAGCGGAUGGAUCGGGUGUCUGUGCUGAGCAGCGACACGCCGCGCUCUCCACGGAAGAGGAGACCACAUGUACGAGUGAAAUUGCUGCUAAUAUCCUGUUAGACCCGUAAUUUCAUAAGGUUUCUUCGUAAUCAAACGGUGUUGCGCUAUAGAUGUAUCUGACGUCAGCUCAAAGAUGUUCACGCGAAGCUUCUCGGCGUGUUGCAGUUUCUGCCGGAGAGUGUCGUGUGCGGUGGGAAGGAAACAGAAGAAGCGCUCAAAUUAAAGCUGUUGAAUUUAAUUGUUUCUCAUGACAAAGAACAAAGAGUAGUUCUUUGGAAUUGGGUACACGAGUUGUGUUGUAUUGGAUGGUCGCUACCUAUAGCAUAUUACUGUAUUACAUGAUAGAUUUUUGGUUGCAGAGGACAGGAAAUAUUAUCAGGCCAGGGGACGCGUGUUUGUCUCUUGCCCCACGUUCGGGAUGAAAGCCAUGCCUUUGUUUUUCUUUCAGCCGAAAGCAAAGGGAAGCGUUAUGGGAAAGCACCGCGGAAUGACAGCGAGGCAGAGCUGAGAUUUUAAUAUGCCCUUUGUUGCUGUUUAAUUAAAUGUGCGAUAAGUGUGAUAAUCAAGCAAUUUUUCUGAAUGUAAAGGCUUUGCAAAAAUAUGUAGGUGUAGGUGACAAAAUGUGCUAAAUUCUCCAGGUUGCUCUCUAUCCCUCUCUCUCUAUAUAUCCCUCAUUCUCUCUCUGUGUUCUAUCUCUUGGUCUCCUCUACCUCUCUCUCUCUCUGUCUCUCUCUCUCUCUCUAUCAUUCUCUCUACUCUUUGCCCUGCCAGAGACAGAAUGGUUCAGAAAUAAUGUGCUGGGAUGUUCUACCAUUCUAAGCCAUAGGGGGCGCCAGAGUGCAGUUGAAACCUGAAUUAGGAGCGUCCUGAUUCUCUCAGCCUGUUAACCCAACGCUGAGCCCCGGUAUUGGCCUUAGCAGGGGCUCUCAAACCUUUGCGCAGAUUUGAUGUUUCUGUGUAUUUGUGGAGAUCUAUAUUUAGACGUUGUUUCGUUUACCACAACAUAAACUGCCAUUUGUAAGCUGAAAAGCACCCGGGUCAGUUUGACGGAGUUUAGGCCCUUUGCCUGAGUUGGUAGGGCAGAUUUGGUUGGUCAAAAGCCAGCAAUGUACUGUAUGCUUUAGUGAUUGCUCCAAACCAAUUAACUACUUAGUAAUAAUUUGAUCCGAUAUUUAUAAAACCAUAAAACGGAUGCUUAGAGUGGCUGUUUCUGCUGGUUAUCCAGUUUUGGAAUCCAGUGAUAUGUUUUCUUGUUCUCUCUCUAGUUUUAGUCUGGGGAUCUUAGUGUAAAAAUAAUGGCCUAAAUUCUUCACCUUUAUGUGCUCCAUUUUGCCAAAGGGGUGUAUUUAGAACAGCAAACCUGGAUGCUGGGCCAGAUAGAACUGAAGAAUAACAUGUUACUGUUGAAGUUUGUUUCUUAAUAACACCAAAAUGAUUAAUCUGUCUGUUGUAUGAAGCCUUGAUACAUCUUUUUCAUUUUUUCCCGAAAAGGAAGCCUUCUUCAAGUAUUGACAUGAAAUUUGUGAUCUUUUCUGAGAAAGCUGAAAACUUUAAACCUUUAAAUCUUCCUCGUAAAUAAAAAUGAAAAGGUAUCGUAGGCGGACCUAAGGGCCAGUGAGGAUGUUGGGGUGUAGUUCUACUGGCUCUCCCAUACGGAGGGUGUAAACUGCUGAAUCUCUUUAUUAUUUUAUUUAGUUUUUCUCUCGUUAUGGGGGCUCAAAGCUUCUCUCCGAAGCCCAAGGGCUCUGAAAAAGACAUUAGAGCCAGCGUCCUGCGGCCCGGAACCUGUCCUUCUCCAGAGCCUUCGGAGGAAAUUCGGUCGCUGGUUAAUGCCCGUUCCCACAAAAAAAAACGAAGGGAAAACUCGUCACGGGUAAUCAGCCAUCUUCUCUGACUGUUAACACUUUCUGACGAUGAAAAGACAAGAAAAGUUGAAGACUGAGAAGCCUCUUCUCUGCCCGUGUUUCUAUUUAACAAAGACCCUGAAAAGAGAAAAAAAAAAAAAAACACACAAGAGAUAUGAAGUACAGCCAUAUAUUCUGUGUUCUGUGGCAGUGGGGCGUGGCGAGGACGUGAGUCUCCUCAGCCUUGUGUUGCCGUGGUGUUCCUGCCCGUCAUUGGUGCAGCGUUUCUUUGUGUCCCUCACAAGCCCCGCCCACAUUUGAGAAUGUUACCGUAGUACUUGUAGACACUGUGCAUGGAUGAUAACAUCUGUAAAUAAUUACCGUAAGUAUCCCAUUCGUAAAAAAGCGGGAGGGGUUUGAAGUUUGAAUGUUGUGUUGAUGUGGAUUUAAGUCUCUUUUUAUAGCUUUUUUUUUUGUUGUUGCACCUGUGUUUAUUUAAAAAGAGGUUUAUUCUCUCUUUUUUUAUCCUGCACAUUUUGAUGCUUCUAUAAAAAAAGGCAAUAUCUGAUGCUCUUGUGAAAAGAGGGUACAUUAUAAGAAAGAGUGUACUUAUGGGAAUCAGGGGUGCAUGGGUACUUGUACAAUAAAGAAUAAUAUAACACAUUGUGCUUAGAGGACUUUAUUGUACUUGACGGUAUAAGAUAAUUAUGUACAUCAAAUGAUAUUGUAUAGUUGAGGAGUUGAUUUGUAAAUAGUGUACAGUCCUGGCUGACAGAGGGCAGUGUUAUUAAUGCAGAAAUAAACAGUAUUUAUUAUCAAACCCUCUUUUUGUGACGCAAGAUGAACAAAUAUUGCCUUUUUUUGGGGGGAGUUAUGACUUCAUGUCUUUUCACACAGAGCGGUG
Conger conger (European conger) is the source of this 6737-nucleotide messenger RNA. Its product is annotated as sodium/calcium exchanger 1-like. The record is from RefSeq and is a predicted model, not a curated record. The coding region runs from base 467 to 3292 and encodes 941 amino acids. NCBI's taxonomy places the organism in Eukaryota, Metazoa, Chordata, Actinopteri, Anguilliformes, Congridae. The transcript has 8 exons. Gene Ontology annotation, biological process: cell communication; sodium ion transmembrane transport; calcium ion import across plasma membrane. Gene Ontology annotation, cellular component: postsynapse; sarcolemma; axon. Gene Ontology annotation, molecular function: calcium:sodium antiporter activity.